UCACACCAGGCCCGGCAGGCCACAGCUGGGACACUGCCCUGCUGCCCUGAUUGCGCCGUGUCCCCGAUCCCCAGUGGGGAGGCCCCGUCCCCAGGGUGCUGGGAAAGUGUCUCGCUCCCUCUGGCCCCUCGCUCGGCCGGGCUCAGGAGGGUGAUUUACAGCGGAAGCAGCCCCUGCCUGCUCUCCCUUUGGGUUAGAAGCCGCAAGGGACCGACCCCUUCUGUGUGACCCGGGCCAGCCAGGCCUCUCUUCGCCCAGCCCCGGCCUGCCCUUCUAGCCUGGCCAGGGGCUGGCCAGGCUGGCGGCUGCUGUGGCAUAUGGAUCUCCGUCCUGUUUGGCAAAGCGCAGGUGUGCGGGUUAGGGGAGAUGUCCUCUGUCUCUGCCCCCUUCCCAUAGGGCUGCCUCUCCUGUCACCUUUGCUGCCCUAUGCAAACUCCUGCGGUGUAGCGUGACAGGCGGUUCUGUGGUUAAGACCCUGGAUUUGGACUGCGGAGAAUCUGGCCUCAGCUCCUGGUUCUCGGGCGAGUUGUUUAAGGCCGGACUGGAGUCCUUCCAUUUGCUCGGGUAGGGGUUGGAUCCUCCCCUUAGCCUCUCGCUCCUCGUACCUCGGUGGAAUGUAACGGCCGGGAUGGAAAGUGAGUCCUCUAGAGCAGAGAGUCUCAUUCCAGGGAGCAUCGUCCGGAAGCUUCGUCUGAGGAGUCACGAUGGGAGAACGCCAGGAGGGGGGCUGGCAGGGUGCCCGGAGAAGGCUGGGAAAAGCGAGUGUAGGGGGAUGCGUCAAAUACACCCUGAUCUGGUUUUGGAGGACCUGGCUUUCACCUCUGCUGGAUGGGAGGGCGAGCACUCCCCUCUCCUCUCCGGCUAGCUUUGGCUGCCGCGAGAACGCGUGGUUAUUGCAGCCAGCCCCGGAUUUCAAGCCGACGCCAGCUGCGCCAUGAGCUGUUCCUUGAGCCCAGCAUAAUAUGCCUGUUUGCGGCCGGAGCUGGAAGGAGGCCGUUGAGCUGCACUGGGGUGACCUGGAUCUGAGCUGGCCGGGGCGGAUGGGCAGCCAGCGCUGUUGGCUGCCUGCGUGGUCGCCCCCGUCUGAGCCCCUCACACCAUGGCCAUAGUGCAGACCCGGCCCAUCUCCAUCGAGCCUGCUUCUGAGGCGGCCACCCAGCUCCGCGCCGGCGCCCGCUCGCCCGCCUCUGCCCGCGGCGCCAUGGGGAGCGUUAGCAGCCUCAUCUCCGGCCGCCCCUGCCACGAGCGGCCGUGCAAGGCCGCGCCCGGCCCCUUCCGCCAGCAGGACGGGCUGCUCCAGGCCGGCCCCCUCCAGGGGCUGCCCCCCGCCAAGCCCUGCUCCGGCCCGGCGCCCGGGGGCGGCGCCUACGCCAGCGAGGACUUCUGGGCUGAGGCCGUGUCCCCCGUCAGCCCCUGCAGCGAUGCCGAGGAGCCGCGGGACGAUCGGGCUCGGAGCAGCAACAUCCAGGGGCCGCCCCCGAGGCUGGUCCCCGUCUCCGGGCAGCUGGAGAAGAACGUCGAGAAGACCCUGAUCCGCCCGACGGCUUUCAAGCCGGUCGUGCCCAAGGGCAGGAACUCCUCGCUGCCGGGCUCCGUGGUGCUGCGGCCCGGGGCGUCGGCGCUCCCCGAGAGCCAGGCCAGCCUCGCCCACCUGCUAGGUGGCACCGCCGCGGCCAGCGCCGAGAAGCACCACUCCCUGAGCUGCCGUCACAGCGCCCACUCGGGCACCCUGUCGGACUCGGGGCGCAAUUCCCUCUCCAGCCUGCCCACCUACAGCACGGGCUGCAGCCAGCCGCCGGAGCCGGGCAGCAUCUCCAUGGGCCACCUCAGCCUGGACAGUCACGGCGGGUACCCGGAGCGGGGCUCCCGGGGCCUGGCUGGCCCCUCCAACUCGGACAGCGGGCGCUCCUCCUCCAGCAAGAGCACGGGGUCCCUCAGCGGGCGGGGCCCCCCCUCCUCCGACGGCGGCUCCUGCGCCCGCUCGCCCGUCGAGGGCGACGAGGCGCUGCUCGUCCGCGAGCUGGAGGAGAAGCUGCGGGAGCGGGAGGCGGAGCUGCAGCACCUGCGCCAGAGCCUAGACGAGAACGAGGUGGCCAUCUGCCAGGUGUACGAGGAGAAGCAGAAGCGCUGUGAGCAGGAGAUGGAGGAGCUGCGGCAGGGCUACGCCUCCCAGGUCAAGCAGGCGGCGCAGAAGGCCCAGCGCACGCAGCAGGUGCUGCAGCUGCAGAUCUUCCAGCUGCAGCAGGAGAAGAAGAAGCUGCAGGAGGACUUUGCCCAGCUGCUGCAGGAGCGCGAGCUGCUGGAGAAGAGGUGCGCCUCCUUCGAGCGCGAGCAGACCGAGCUGGGGCCGCGGCUGGAGGAGACCAAGUGGGAGGUGUGCCAGAAGUCGGGCGAGAUCUCCCUGCUGAAGCAGCAGCUGAAGGAGUCGCAGGCGGAGCUGGCGCAGCGGGGCACCGAGAUGCUGCUGCUCCGGGCCCAGCUGCGGGAGGCGCGGGCGGAGCGGCAGGCGGGCGAGGAGCAGGCGCUGGGGCUGCAGGAGGCGGCGCGCACCCGGGCGCUGGAGCUGGAGGUGUGCGAGAACGAGCUGCAGCGCCGCAAGAGCGAGGCCGAGCUGCUGCGGGAGAAGCUGGGCCGGCUGGAGCAGGAGGUGGCGGGGCUGCGGGGGGCGCGGCUCCAGCCCCGCUGCCCGGAGCCGCCCGAGCCCAGCCUGCUGUGGGCCAGCGACGAGGCCAAGGCCCAGCGGCAGGCGGCCGAGACGCUGCAGGGCCUGCGGGCCGAGCUGCUCCAGGAGCGCCGGCGCGGCCAGGAGCAGCGGGCCGCCUUCGAGGCCGAGCGGCUCACCUGGCAGGGCGAGAAGGACCAGGUGAUCGGCUACCAGAAGCAGCUGCAGCACAACUACAUCCAGAUGUACCGGCGCAACCGGGAGCUGGAGCACCACCUGCACCGGCUCAGCCUGGAGCUGCAGGGCCACCGGCUGGACGAGUGCGGCCUGCACGGGGCCGAGAUCUGCUUCGAAGAGAUCACCGCCACCGAGAUCUGAGCCGGGGCAGUGCCGGCUGCCCCCCGAGCCAGAUGGGGGCAGCUGGCAGAGGGGCCCAUGGCUGGUUCAUGGGGGAAGGGGAGCUGCCUGAGCGUGGGAAGAGCCGAUUAACAGCUGAUCCCUUUAGCACUCGGGAGGGGAUUAGCGGCACCUGCUUGUAGCCGGCUGGGGGGGUGCCAGGAUCAGCCCUCUGCCGUAUGGGCCCUGUCACCCCUGCCCCAGAGCCUCCAUCGAGCUGUGGGAAUGGGGCUGGGCUGGGGGAGGGAGGCCCCCCUGUGCCGGGGAGAGCAGGUCCCUUCGUGCCUGCCAGGCUCGCUGGCUGAGCCAGGCUGGCGCGAGCUCGGUGGCACAGCCCCACAGCCUGCCAGCCUGCUGUCGGGGGGGCUCCCCCAGGGGUGGUCUGCGGUGCCAGCUGUGAGAGCAGCGCCCUGCCCCUGGGCUGCCCCCCCCGGGGCUUGCAGGCUGGCGAUUUGCCCAGUCAGUGCAGGGUCCAGCCCAGGGCUUGGGAUCUCCACGUUUCCUCCUUUUGUGGCUUGCUCCCUGCAGAGGCUGUAUCAGUGGGCCGGGCACAGGGUAGAAACCCGAGCGGGGGACGUGCCCUGCACCUGGCCUCACCUGGCAGGGGCUACCCAGCAAGGAGCGAGCAGGGCUGCUCUGCUCUCUGUGUGCCGUCCCCGUGCCUGGCAUCCUCUGCCCACAGCCCGUCGGGCUCGGUGUUCCCUGCGCCCAGCCCUCUGCUCGGGGGGAUCCCGCCCGGGCAGGCUGCCCCUCCGCGAGCCGAACACCUGGCUUUGCAGGGUUUCCUUUCUGUGCCAUGCAAAUGGACUCCAUUUUUGUAGGCCCUACAGAGAGGGCUCUGGGCUCCCCGGGAGCAGGAGCAGUUCAUUAGCUGCGUGAUUCCGCUCCCCAUCCCUCGGCCGGGAGGUCAGUGCACCCCCCCCCCCGCCCUGUGCCUCCCGUUCCCCUGUGCUGAGCUCUGCCCCCCGCCCCCCUGCACUGUUCUGCCAGCCAGCCCCAGCCUGGCUUUGCUGUUUGCUUCCGGCCCAGCCUCUGCCUGGCACGUGCCCCCCACCCCCCCAACCCUGCUGGGAGCACCUCUGCAUGGGGUGCUGCUCGCUGUGGGGAGGCAGGGGCAGCUGUGCUGGGGGUGGGGGCGGGGCUGCAUGAUGCCCAGCGGGCAGAGGGCCAGGGAUCAGCUGCCCCUUUCCCCCUGGCAUGUCCCAGGCUGCUCGGGGAAUGGGCCCCAUGGGCGCUAUGGGGCCAGGCCCUGGACACCAGCUCCCUUGGGGGGAGGGGGGGAUGCCCCAGCCCGUCCUGCAGGAGUUUCACAUGGAGGGGGCCAUGCAGCAGUGGGAGGCACCCCUCCCCCACUCGUGUGUGUGUGAGGCCCCUGUGCUGGGAGAGGCAGGGUGGGGGGGGGAUGGUGAGUGGGGCAGCGCUGGGCCAGACGCCCGCCAGCCCUUGGCUGAGUCACGUCGCCCGCGGGUGCCAGCCCUCAAGGCCGGGCUCCUCCUGGGGCCUGCUCGUACCGUGGUGAUACCAAGGCGGGGGCAGCUGGGGGGCACCAGCCUGCCUUGCUGGAGUGUAGCCGAGGGGCUGGGGCAGCUGCUGUGCCCAGCCUGUGUCCCCCUCCGGGAUCUGCUGUGCCCGGUCUGGCAGCUGCCAUCCCGCUGGCAGCGUCCCCAGCCUGACCCCCCCCCAGCUCUCCAGCUGCAGCCCCUGAGGGGGUGCCUGUGCCUGGGGGAGGGGGGUGCCCUACAAUACAGGAUUAGAUCAAAUGAUUUAAAAACAGCCCCCCCCCACCCCGGUCUGCCCCGUGGGGCCUGGCUGCCCUGGCACGAAGGGCAGGGUUGGCACCAGACCAAAGGGACAUCUGGGCUGUGUCCAUCCCGUUACCCAUCCCCCCUGCCCGGGCAGCGCCAGCCAGCGUGGGGUCGGGGUGUUUUACUUUAUUUCUGACCUUGUCUGGUUCUCAGGCUGUGUAAAUUUCUUGUACAAACCGAGAGGAAAGUGCUAAUAAAACCCACCCCUCUGUUUUUAA
Molecule: messenger RNA, 5081 nt
Organism: Mauremys mutica (yellowpond turtle)
Lineage: Eukaryota; Metazoa; Chordata; Testudines; Geoemydidae
Gene: LZTS2
Product: leucine zipper tumor suppressor 2
Exons: 6
Coding region: 1100-3040 (646 amino acids)
Biological process (GO): negative regulation of canonical Wnt signaling pathway; cell division
Source: RefSeq, a predicted model, not a curated record